Messenger RNA from Ictalurus punctatus (channel catfish), 2482 nucleotides. Its product is annotated as carcinoembryonic antigen-related cell adhesion molecule 5. NCBI's taxonomy places the organism in Eukaryota, Metazoa, Chordata, Actinopteri, Siluriformes, Ictaluridae. Bases 319 to 2091 code for a protein of 590 amino acids. The transcript is spliced from 12 exons. The record is from RefSeq and is a predicted model, not a curated record.
UUUAAAUAUCUUAAAUCAUCACCUGACUAUAAGGUUAAAGGCGGAACUUGAAUGUGACGAUCUGAGAUAAACCGGUGCAGGAUUACUCUGAUAGUUUCCCCUGUAGGCUGUUCACUCCUGCAUGUGUGCUUUAAUGACGCUGUUUACAGACCUGCUGUUUCGUCUGCUUACUUAGUUAACUUUUGCUUUUUCAGUCGUUUGCUUUCUAACUCGAGUCUAAUCGGCACUAUUCGGUUUCACAUCGGGUGAUUAAUCAGCACAGAUCUUUCUGUAGAGACGCUUAUUGAGAAGCAGUGGUGGAGCUCCGGAUCUCUCCUGAUGGAUUUACACGCUGUGUGCUGCUCUCUGCUUCUGCUGUCAUGUACAGGAGUAUGUUUUGGCCAAGAGCUGUUUUUACCUGAGAGAAUAAAUAAAGCAGUUGGGGAGAAUGUGGUGAUUACCCCAAUCCGUCUUCCUGAUCCCCCACAUGCUGUCAUCAGAUGGAGGUUUAAUGAGAUCACCAUUCUUGCUGGACCUCCAAGUGGAAUUAUAAUACUGCCAUCGUACACUGACAGAGUCAGACUGAACCCCACCACUUAUGCUCUGGAACUCAGGAGGCUGACUGAGAGUGAUACUGGACUAUAUUCUCUGACUGUAGACACUCCUACAAAUCCUUUCACAGGUGAAACCUCACUGCAGGUGUUUGUGCCAGCCUCCAAUGUUAUCAUAGUACCAAGUAAAACAGAGCUGGUUGAAUUCAGCAGCACUGUGAGUCUCGUCUGCUCUGCGUCUGGCUCCUCUCUUUCAUUUAUUUGGCUGAAUGGCAGCUCUGGGGUAAGAGCAGGGGAGCGAGUUCAGCUAACAGACAACAACAGCAGUCUAACCAUUACUAGUGUGACCAGAUAUGACACAGGCCCAUACCAAUGCGAAGCAUCCAACAUCAUCAGCAAAGCAAGGAGUCCUCCAUUGAUCCUCACCAUUUACUAUGGUCCAGAAAAUGUUGCUGUUGAAGCAGAUCCAGUGGGACCCUUCUACAGCUCUGGGUCUAACCUCAUACUGACCUGCUCAGCUGAGUCCAACCCUGCUGCUGAGUUUCAGUGGGCUGUGAAUGGAACAGAGCUUGGUGAAAUGGGCCAAGAGCUCAGACUGAGCAACAUUCAGAGCAGUCAAAGUGGCAAUUACACAUGCAUUGCCCAUAACAUUCAGAGCCUGAACUACUCUGUGUCUGAACCCAUCAGUGUCACUGUACUAGAAAAAAUAUCUGGAGCAGCACUUACUGGACCAACAGAUGAUCUAAUAGAAGAUGUUUCCUCUGCUACAUUAUCCUGUAAGUCAAGUGGAAUCAUCUACAGUGCUGAAUGGAUGAAAGAUAAUCAGAAACUGUCAGCUAGUGACAGCAUAACAUUCUCGAAUGAUAACAGAUCAGUGAUGAUCAGUCCGGUGAGGAGAAGAGACAGUGGUGAAUAUAAGUGUACUCUCAGCAACCCCAUCAGCUCUGACACUGCAACAUACAGAAUGAUUGUUAACUUUGGACCGGAUAAUGUGAUAAUUAAUGCACCAAGUAAAGUGGAAGAGGGAAAAACUGUGAUGUUUUCGUGCCAUUCUGAAUCUACACCAAAUGCCUUGUGCACAUGGAUGUUUAAUGGGGAUUUAACUGGGGUCAAUACACCUUUAUUUACUGUGGAACAGACUACCUUUAUGCACACUGGAAAUUACACCUGCAUUGCCUCCAAUCCUGUAACCGGACGUGAUGCCUCUGGAUCCCAUGUUUUGGUAGUAAAAGAGAAAGUGACUCCAGGUGGAGAUGGAGAGUCACUGUCUGCAGGAGCUAUAGCUGGGAUUGUUAUUGGGGUUUUAUUGGGUGUUGCUGGAAUUGCUGGUUUGAUUUUCUACUUUAUGAAAGCAAAAGAAAUGCCAAGAACAAACUCCAGAGGAAAUAAGCAGAAUGGAGCAACACAGAAUGCAGAUGAUUCAAAUUAUGAAAACAUUGACUGUUUCCAAAAUAAUAAGUCUGGAGUGACUAUGAGUGGAUCUGACACUCAGAUGCGCACACCUCAACUGGAUAAUGGAGCAAUAUAUGUAAACAUCAUGGAGGAAUCUGUCCAUAGUUAGGACUCACUCAGCUCUUUGUGGAUAAUGAGGGGUUAAAGUUUUCCAGAGGACAUACGUCGCCUGCUUUGAGAAGAGGAAGAGGAAGUUAUACUGAGAAUCAUUGACUAAACCUGGACUAAAGUACACAGUUUAGGCCACAUGAUAGAAAAGAGUAUGCAAAGCAAUUCCACAUUUCUGACUGCCAGCUUUGAAGAAAAGAAAAACAUUGACAUGGAUUUCUGAAAUAUUUCUCAUAUAAAUGAAUAACGCAUUAAUAGAAAGUUUAAAGGCUGAUCUGUUUUGACCUGCUUUCCAUUUUGCUGUUUUUAUUUCUUUACUUAAUCCAGAAAACUGGCACUUCAUUUCAAGUAACAAUUAUAGAUGUAUCAAGUAAAAACAUUUAUUAUCCACG